Xiphias gladius (swordfish) is the source of this 3708-nucleotide messenger RNA. RefSeq names its product transient receptor potential cation channel subfamily M member 1. Bases 1 to 3708 code for a protein of 1235 amino acids. The transcript has 16 exons. Gene Ontology annotation, biological process: protein tetramerization; calcium ion transport into cytosol. Gene Ontology annotation, molecular function: calcium channel activity. Lineage: Eukaryota; Metazoa; Chordata; Actinopteri; Istiophoriformes; Xiphiidae. Gene Ontology annotation, cellular component: membrane. The record is from RefSeq and is a predicted model, not a curated record.
AUGCAGGAGAAACAGAAGAGUCCCGCCAGCGCUCCGCGCAACAAGACCCGGGCAAAGAAGGGGAAAGGGAAAGGAAAGGCGAAGCCUGAACCUCCAGAGGAAACAGACCCGAGGAAGUUGGAGAUGAUUCGUUGGGUGAACUCUCUGGAGCAGGCAAUGAUGGAUGCUCUGGUGCUGGACAGAGUUGACUUUGUCAAACUGCUCCUUGAGAAUGGGGUCAAUAUUCACCACUUUCUCACCAUUCCCAGACUGGAGGAGUUAUACAAUACGAAACUUGGCCCGGCUAAUACACUGCAUGCUGUGGUUAGGGACGUCAAAAAGGGAAACCUUCCUCCGGAUUAUCAGAUCACUUUGAUUGAUAUUGGCCUGGUGCUGGAAUACCUCAUGGGUGGAGCGUACAGGAGCAACUACACCAGGAAGGUUUUCCGUAACCUCUACAAUAAUUUGUAUGGACUAAAAAGGCCAAAAGCCCUAAAGCUUCUGGGAAUGGAGGAUGAUGAACCUAGACCAAAAGGCAAGAAAAAGGCGAAAAAGAAGAAAGAGGAAGAAGUGGAAAUUGAUGUGGACGACCCUGAGAUCUGUCGAUUCAAGUACCCCUUCCAUGAGCUGAUGCUGUGGGCGGUGCUGAUGAAGCGCCAGAAGAUGGCGCUCUUCCUCUGGCAGCGUGGAGAAGAAGCCAUGGCCAAGGCCCUGGUGGCUUGUAAACUGUAUAAAGCCAUGGCCCAUGAGUGCUCCGAGAGUGAACUGGUGGAUGACAUCUCCCAAGACUUGGAGAACAACUCCAAAGAAUUUGGUCAGCUGGCCUACGAACUGUUAGACCAGUCCUACAAGCAUGAUGAGCAAGUGGCCAUGAAACUCUUAACAUACGAGCUGGUUAACUGGAGUAACUCAACCUGUCUGAAACUGGCUGUGGCUGCUAAGCAGCGUGACUUCAUUGCCCACACCUGCAGCCAGAUGUUGCUCACUGACAUGUGGAUGGGUUGCUUGAGGAUCGGCAAGAACCCUGGCCUCAAGGUUAUUUUGGGAAUCAUGUUUCCUCUUUUAAUUCUACUGUUGGAUUUCCGUCUUGGAGAUGAUGCGUCCUACCAUGCACCUGGAGGCAAAGAAGACGGAAAAGACAAGGAUGAGGACACAAAAUCCAGCAAGGAAGCUAAUGCUGAUGCAAUUUCUCGAAAGGGAGAUGAAGAGGAGGGUAGCACUAAAGUCCACAAAAUCCCCAUUGGCAAAAGGUUCUUUGAGUUUUACGAUGCGCCCUUUACCAAAUUCUGGUUCAACACUAUUUCCUAUCUGGGCUAUUUAAUGUUGUACAACUACAUUAUCCUGGUGAAAAUGGAGCGAUGGCCAUCUAUACAAGAGUGGACUGUCAUUGCAUACAUCCUCACACUAGGCACUGAAAAAGUCAGACAGAUUCUCAUGUCAGAGCCGGGGAAGCUGAAACAGAAGAUAAGUGUGUGGCUGGAGGAGUACUGGAACAUCACGGACCUGGUGGCCAUAUCCACCUUCCUUCUUGGUCUCAUGCUACGGCUGCAGCAUGAACCUUACCUGGGCUACGGCAGAGUCAUCUACUGUAUAGACAUCAUCUUCUGGUACAUUCGAGUCCUGGACAUCUUUGGAGUCAACAAAUACCUGGGACCCUAUGUGAUGAUGAUAGGGAAGAUGAUGAUUGACAUGAUGUACUUUGUGGUGAUCAUGUUGGUGGUGCUUAUGAGCUUCGGCGUGGCUCGGCAAGCCAUCCUUCACCCAGAUGAGGAGCCAACCUGGCGCCUGGCCAGAAAUAUUUUCUACAUGCCCUACUGGAUGAUCUAUGGAGAGGUUUUUGCGGACUCGAUAGACCCUCCAUGUGGUGAACAUUUAUACGAUGAGGAUGGGAAGAAACUGCCUCCGUGUAUCCCGGGUGCCUGGCUCACACCCGCUAUUAUGGCCUGUUACCUUCUCGUGGCAAACAUUCUUCUGGUCAACUUGCUCAUUGCAGUCUUUAACAACACCUUCUUUGAAGUCAAGUCCAUUUCCAACCAGGUGUGGAAGUUCCAGAGAUAUCAGCUGAUCAUGACUUUUCAUGACCGUCCCAUCCUGCCUCCGCCUCUCAUCAUCUUCAGCCACCUCUACAUCCUCUUCAACAGGCUGUUUCGACGUUGUGCCAGGAAGAAACAAGAGGGAGAGCUAGAUGAGAAGGACCGAGGCCUCAAGCUUAGGCUGAAUCCAGAGGAGCUAAAAAAUCUGUACGAGUUCGAAGAACAGUGUGUGGAGGAAUACUUCCGUGAGAAAGAGGAUGAGCAGCAGUCCUCCAGUGAUGAACGCAUCAAGGUUACCUCAGAAAGAGUUGAGAAUAUGUCCAUGCGUCUGGAGGAGGUAAAUGAGAGGGAGAACACCAUGAAGGCCUCCCUGCAGACGGUGGACCUGCGCCUGGCCCAACUGGAAGAGAUCCACGGACGAAUGGCAGUGGCCCUGGAAAAGCUCGCAGGAGUGGACAGAUUGGAGCUAACUAGAACCUAUUCACGAAACUCCUCCGUGUGUGACCCUUCCACCCUCCUUCGCCAGGGCAGUAUUAACAGUGCUGAUGGUUACAGCCUUUACCGCUUCCACAUGGACAUGGAAGAGUUUGCAUCGAAGCAGAAGGACACAGAUGAGACAACAAAAACUGGUCUAGAGAGACAGAGGAGUCUGCGGCAAGCCUCCACCAUCUGUACUCUCAACACAAAGGAAGGGGGUCAGACCUUAGAAGUAGCUGGUUUGGAGAGAUCGCAGCCCAGCUCCUGUGUGGACAUUCUCAUAUCUCCAUGUGAACAAAAGCCUGUUUCUGCAGCAUCAAGUCAAGAGACCAUAACCAACAUAAAACAAGACAGCACAUUGCUGCUAGAUAGACUAACAGACAAGAAUAGACUAAAGCCUUCUUCCCCUCCAAAAAGGACUAAAUCCUUGAGAUACUUUCCGGUCGAAGACCAACCCGUGUCUUCUCUGACAAAGAGGAGGUCUAUGAGCACCGUCAUCAUCAGCCCUCCCGAUGAACCAGAGGAAGCAGCUGAACCCACAAAGAAAGCCCAUGUGCUACUGGGAACCUCCUCGUCUCCUAAGAGGACUGAAUCUUUGAGAUAUGUCCCUACUGAAACUCAAAGUCAAACUUCUCCUAUCACAAAGAAGAGGGCUAUGAGCAGCAUCUUCUACAAUCCAGCCGAAGCUACUGAUGAUGUGCUGCAAACUGCAGAAUACAGGUCACUGGUGGAGCAAGUAACUAAAACACCAAAUCAGUGGCCAGCAAAUCUGGAGUAUCAGGUGCACCCCAGUACUUUUGGUCACAUGCCUAAAGUAUCAACAGUCAGAACUCUUACCCAGCAGUUUCAAACUAGCACUGCACCUGCAGAUCUUAAAAAAGAAGAAAAUCAGAUUGAUCAAAUUCCUUUAGAAAGUGAGGGAACUCUUCCAGCAGCAGAGCCCGUGGAAAACCAAACAAAGAUGAAGGCGAAGAGAAACCUCUCGGACACUACUGAGUAUCUGACUGUAGCUGACGAAAAGUAUUCGCCGUGUAACAGGUCACAGAGCUGGAAUGCCAGUGAGAGGAAAGCAAAGUGUUUGAUGGUUAGCAAGGAGCCCAGAGGCUCUAGCAGCGAGAGAGACCUCGUUGAUGUCUGCAGGGUGGCAGCUGUUGGAGGAGAAGAUGUGAGAAGGAGGAUGGAGGCAGAGAAAGAAGAUGAUGCACAGGAAGAGAAAUGA